GAGAGCGGCGGCUCUGCGUCAGCUGACUAGAGUCAGCGUAGGAGGGAUCCGAGGUCCGGCCGGACCAACUGACCCAGCUAAGGGACUGGUUGGGCGGUCGACCGACGGACAGGCUGGGGCGGCCUCGGCGGCGUUAGCUGAGCAGAGACAGGAUUUCCCUGGGGAGAAUCUUCACUCAGAGCUUGCUGACAGCCAAGGAUGGCGAGCAAGGGGCCCUCGGCCUCUGCGUCCCCUGAGAACUCUAGUGCAGGGGGACCCAGCGGCAGCAGCAAUGGUGCUGGCGAGAGCGGAGGGCAGGACAGCACCUUUGAGUGCAACAUCUGCCUGGACACAGCCAAGGACGCCGUCAUCAGCCUGUGCGGCCACCUCUUCUGUUGGCCGUGUUUACAUCAGUGGUUGGAGACGAGACCUAACAGACAGGUGUGUCCAGUUUGCAAAGCUGGCAUCAGCCGCGACAAGGUCAUCCCACUCUACGGCAGGGGCAGCACUGGGCAGCAGGACCCCAGAGAGAAGACUCCUCCCCGUCCUCAAGGACAGAGGCCAGAGCCAGAGAACAGAGGGGGAUUUCAAGGGUUUGGAUUUGGAGAUGGUGGCUUCCAGAUGUCUUUUGGAAUUGGGGCAUUUCCCUUCGGCAUAUUUGCCACAGCGUUUAACAUAAAUGAUGGGCGGCCUCCUCCAGCUGUCCCAGGAACGCCCCAGUACGUGGACGAGCAGUUUCUGUCACGCCUCUUCCUGUUUGUGGCCCUGGUGAUCAUGUUCUGGCUAUUGAUUGCCUAAUGCCAGGCUCCCAGCCUACAUCCACGGCAGGGCCUCCGGACCGGUGACACAGCACCCCUGCUCUUGAUGUUUGGCUUCCUGGCUAAUCCUGACUCCUAGAAUCAGUGGGGUCAGUGACACAUCAAGGAGUCUUGCUUCUCCAUCAGAGCUUUGGGACUCAAGACCAGUUGCUGAGGACCCUGGAGCAUGGCCACUGCUGUGAACACCCUGCUAUAACCUCAGGCCUUGACAUUGGCUCGUCUCUCGUGGGUUACACCAUGAAAUCCUGUUCUAGCAAGCUCAGCAGGUCCUGACUGCACAGGGAAGAGGCAGGAGGAGAAGCACUGUCAGUACAGUUUCACCUGAAUUUAACUUACAGAAACAAAGGGAUGAACCAAA
Messenger RNA from Hippopotamus amphibius kiboko, 1155 nucleotides. RefSeq names its product ring finger protein 185 (gene RNF185). The record is from RefSeq and is a predicted model, not a curated record. Bases 199 to 777 code for a protein of 192 amino acids. NCBI's taxonomy places the organism in Eukaryota, Metazoa, Chordata, Mammalia, Artiodactyla, Hippopotamidae. Gene Ontology annotation, biological process: ubiquitin-dependent protein catabolic process. Gene Ontology annotation, molecular function: metal ion binding; ubiquitin protein ligase activity; ubiquitin-like protein conjugating enzyme binding. The transcript is spliced from 7 exons. Gene Ontology annotation, cellular component: endoplasmic reticulum.